Molecule: messenger RNA, 2313 nt
Organism: Apodemus sylvaticus (European woodmouse)
Lineage: Eukaryota; Metazoa; Chordata; Mammalia; Rodentia; Muridae
Gene: Mettl21a
Product: methyltransferase 21A, HSPA lysine
Exons: 4
Coding region: 391-1047 (218 amino acids)
Biological process (GO): peptidyl-lysine methylation
Cellular component (GO): cytosol; cytoplasm
Molecular function (GO): protein-lysine N-methyltransferase activity
Source: RefSeq, a predicted model, not a curated record
GACUACGCUUAGUACGCUUAGUACUUUGCUACAUAUUCUUGGGAGCCAACGUCUCCGACUAACUGUCCUCUUUAAGGUUUGCACAAGAGCUCAGCCGGUGCAAGGCGGUGGCCUUUCUCCCUCACAAGGCACCCCUACGCCCCUAUGCACUCGCCCUCCCAGGCGCUCCACGCUCAUAGGACCUUACGAGAUAGGAACGAUACAGCACGGGUCAGGGGAAAGAAGCGCUACUGGAGAAGCGGACCGGAAACCCGCGUCUCCCUUCCGGGAACCAGCUUCCGCCUGCUUGCCAAGCAAGCCUUUUAAGGCGGAGCUCUGCGCAGCAUUGGGCAAGGCUAGUGCGCUUGCGCGGCACGGGUACCCGGAACCGUCUCAGCAGAGUUAGAAGAAAUGGCCCUGGUACCCUACGAGGAGAGCGCGGCAAUAGGGCUCCAGAAAUUCCAUAAGCCUUUCGCCACCUUCUCUUUUGCAAACCAUACCAUCCAGAUCCGUCAGGACUGGAGGCAACUGGGAGUUGCUGCAGUGGUUUGGGAUGCGGCCGUUGUUCUUUCCAUGUAUCUGGAGAUGGGUGCUGUGGAGCUCAGGGGCUGCUCUGCUGUGGAGCUGGGCGCUGGCACAGGGCUGGUGGGCAUAGUGGCUGCCCUGCUGGGUGCUCAGGUGACUAUCACGGAUCGAAAAGUAGCGCUAGAAUUUCUUAAGUCAAACGUUGAAGCCAACUUACCUCCCCAUGUCCAACCUAAGGUUGUUGUUAAGGAGCUGACUUGGGGACAAAAUUUGGAAAGUUUUUCACCUGGAGAAUUUGAUCUCAUACUUGGAGCUGAUGUAAUAUACUUAGAAGAUACCUUCACAGACCUUCUUCAAACACUGGAACAUCUCUGUAACAACAACUCUGUCAUUCUUUUAGCUUGCCGAAUCCGCUAUGAACGGGAUAAUAACUUCUUAACAAUGCUGGAGAGGCAAUUUACUGUGAGUAAGGUUCACUACGACCCUGAGAAGGAUGUGCACAUUUACAAAGCACAGAAGAGAAACCAGAGGGAGGACUUGUAGUGAGCAGCAUUUUCUAAGGAUUGAAUGUGCCAGUUAAGGUCUUACAGCUAGGACCCUUGACCAUGUUAAUGAUAUGACUGACUGCAAGUCAUUCUGCUGAGCUCAAGGAGCAAGGCACAUGUGUACUUUGUAGACAGUGCCUUGCCUCAUUGCUGUAACUGUCAGUCAGAUUGGCUCCCUGCCACAGAUGGACAUGUGAUGUUGGCUGGUGUUCUCUCCUUACUGUGUGUUCCCUUGGUAAGCAGUUCCCACUGAUAAGAGAAUGGUGUAAAAGUGUCAGUCAUACAUCCUGGGGUGUAUUUUGUCUACUUUCCUUGUCUGAUGAUUGUAAAUGGAUUUAUUACAUGUAUUCUCUAAAAUGUUUGUACUGUUGGCGUCUCUUACUCUUUUUUUGUGUUAGAUAAGACCUUACUCUGUGGUCCUGGGUCAGUCUGAAGCUGGCAGCCAGGCUGACCACAAGCUUACAGUAAUUCUCUUCCUCUGCCGCCGAGCUGAGGGUUGGGAUUACUGGUGUGUGCCAUGCAGCUGGCUGACCAUCUAGUUCUUAAGCACCUCGAGAUGAGAAUGGGUUUUCUGGGUCUUACAUCCUACCUUUUUACCAGAGUUCAGGGGUAAGUAUAUAAGCAAAGAAAUAAAUAAAAAUAAAAUUUUACAUUUGAAGUUAUGUAAACUUGUAGGUUAACAAUGUCUCCUAACCCCAUGCCUUUGUUUGUGUCAGCUUUGCAGUCUCAUUGUUGCUGUAUCUAUUUCUUAGGUUUUUUUUCCCUUUUAGUAUGUCAGUUUUUAAAAGUUAAAUUUCAUUUCUUCACAAGGGUGAGCUCCCAAGGUGCAAAAAGUGUGCACUGUACCUAUAACCACUCAUCUGAUUUCAGGCUCCCCGGGAGUUGCAAGCCGAGAGCUGCUGGGAGGCCUCUCUCUCUCUGCUUCCCCAGGGUCCAGUGAAAAGUGUAACCAAGUCAUCAAGAUGAAUUCCAGUUAGAGGGAACUGAUGUUUUGUGGUGCUAGGUAUCCAAACCAGGGUUUUUCAGACGCUGGGCAAAUACCAUCCUUAGGUAUUACAUCCCCAGUCAGAGGUUACUAGUUUUUUCAUUUUCUCUGGGUAGACUUUACGAAUAAUGUUAUCAAUACAAGCUUCUCCUUUCAUAUUAAAGCUCAAGCAGUUAGAGCAUAGGUGUUAUAACCACACAGUGGCAUUUGGUAACAGAAAUCUGUUGAAUAGACUAGGACCUCAUUUUUCUUUCAUUAAAUAUUUUGGAUAUGAGAGUA